UAGCAUAGCAACAAGUGCACUUCGGACGCACUGCAAAGCGAUGACUGUCUCUAUGUUCACCAAAACAGUCCGGCUGGAGCAGGCGGUGAAGCUCAUAAACCAGCUGGAUGAUACUAAGUUCAGUGCACUGCUUGCAAGAAUUUUACAGAAGCUUCCCUGCAAGGAUGAACGCAGCUUCACUGAGGAGGAAGAACAGAAACUGCAACGAGCUUUUAACUGCGAUGCACAGGAGGUUACCCUUCUUCUGGAGUCUCUUUCCUUCAUCCUGGAACAGGCUGCAUUCCACUUGGCCAAGCCACAGGUACUGCGGACCCAGCUGACUGACCUGGGCAUGGAAGAAAACAAGGUUCAGUGCAUGGUGCAGUCAUGGACAAGCCAUGCCAAGCAGCUUGUUGAGCAGUUGAAGCAGCGCUCCCUCGCUCCCAGACAGCUUCGAAAUGUGGACUGGGAGGUGCAAGUGCGGACAGCUCAGCAGUCUGCAGCACGGUCCAAGAGGCUUCAGGCCCUGGUGGACCUUGUCGUCUCCACUGGAGCUGCACAUGACCACUUGCUGCUGCAGUUUUCACAUGGACAGCUGUUCAACCUUUACACACAGUUGGAGCAGAUCCAGGUACAGCUCGACAGCCUCAUCUGAGCUGCUUCUGAAAACUUGUGACUCCUCCCGUUGUCACUACCCUUCUGUCCCCAUGACCCGGUCAUGCAUUGGGGAACCCACUGACCACUGGCUGGACCACAGUCGACAGUAAGCUCGUCCCUCCGACUGAAGAUGUUUUUGGCAUUAUCUUGGCCAUUGUGCGAUUGCUGGCAAAUACUUUUGCUUUGUUUCAGAACUCGCUACUUGUAUACUUUUUUUUUCCUGUAAUGAAAGUGAUACUGUCUUGUCAGUAAACAUUAAGCGACCAUUGACACCCAUCUCAGGAUUUGUUCCACUCAGGGUUCAUUCAUUCAUCCCAGUCUAUUUACAAUCCAACAUUGGCAUGGCUGUAUUGUAUAGGUUUGGCCCUGUGUUUGAGUUAGUCCUUGUCGGCACUUGAGAAGGUGCAUGCUGUCAGCUGUUAUAGUUGUGCUGGGCCUCGAAAGUUGAUGGACCGACUGAGUUGCAUCAUUAAAUGGAGCAUUGUCUGCAUUUGUGGACGUGAAACUAGUGGGACACACAUCUCACUUUUAAACUGCAUGAUCAAACCCCAGUGAAACAAUUUGUAGUGGGAGAGGAUGGGCUGCUUUCAUGGUUUGUAAAGAGUGUAUGCUCCUUCGUCUGUGCUUCGCUGAAGCAGAAGAAUCAAGCAUGCAGUUUCUUGUGAAGAAAUCAGUGUCCUGUGAAGUAAGCAGGGAUUACUCCAGGCGUCAAAAUUAUGGUUUUAUGAAUCUCACUGGCUCAUGCAGUCUAGGUGUAGAAUAGCUUAAACAAUGGACUUUCUCGUUCUAAUUGAACUCGAGUGCUUCGUUUAUGAAACAUGGUUAUGGAUCAUUCAUUUAUUUGUAUAGCCCGUGCCAUGCUUCAUGCGAUAGAAGGGCUGUGGAAUGUUUUUUUUUCCUUUUCUUACAAUGUUAGUACCUCAGGCGUAGCGCAACUGUUUUAGGAAAGGAACACAGCUGCUGUGACUUCAUUAUUAAACCAGUUAGUGGCUAUUUUAUCGGCACGGAAAUGUAUUCCUACUGAUUAUUACUUAUAACCUGACUGAAUUAACACCCAGGAACCUUGUAACAGUCGUUUUGUAUGAUUAGUGAAUGUUUUAAGGAAUGAUACGCACAGGCUGUUUGUAAAUUGUAUAUGGAGGCUGGUACUGUACUAAUGCUGUCAUGGACCACUACAAAUACCAUUGUUAUAUCUUGUGGCGAUGCUGUUUUCUUACAAGAACAGCACAUCUAUCGAAAGGGUGAAAUCAAUAUUCACAUUUUCUUAGACAUCACACAAUUAACUUAAUUGCUUUAAAAUAUCCAUUUACGAAUAGUGUAUUUAAGGAAGGAGAAAAAAAACCAAAGGCAACAGUCUUUCGCGACAUAGCAGACAACACUGAGUGACUUGUCAGAAACUCAAGUACACUGACAAUAAAGAGUAGUAAGAUGACGACACUAGUGGGAAAGUGUUGUAGCAUUGUGUUUGCAGAAUAAUUGACCCCUUCCAUAUCUGUGCCACAAAUGAGCCUUGUGUAAUAUCCCAUGUCCAUAGAUUCCACAUUGUCUUGUGCUUGUUUUUUAAAGUAACCCAUGGUCAUUUUAUUGCAACUGUUACAACCGCUCACUGAAAUGUACAAAAAGUCACGAAAGCGAGAAGCAAAAUGCGUGGUUUCUUGACAUUCUUUGCUACAAGAAGAGAAUGUGAGGUGCAGGCAGUCUAUUCAAAGAAGGCAUUGGCAAGGAAGGAAUUUGGAGAUGUCAGAAUAGCCAAAGUUGGCAUGUAGACUGCCCUGAAGUUGCAUGGUUUUACGUAUCGGAAAUUGUGAGGAACUUGGUAGGUUGCACCUCAUGCCAUGGCAGGCCACGUUAUUGGCCUUUAACAUCUACUGUUAGAGCUCUACAAUCUGGUCAUAUGAAUUGCUGCCGGCAUUGGUUUUUUCCCCUCCAUUAAUUCACAUGAUU
Messenger RNA from Rhipicephalus sanguineus (brown dog tick), 2580 nucleotides. RefSeq names its product COMM domain-containing protein 10. The record is from RefSeq and is a predicted model, not a curated record. NCBI's taxonomy places the organism in Eukaryota, Metazoa, Arthropoda, Arachnida, Ixodida, Ixodidae. The transcript is spliced from 7 exons. The coding region runs from base 41 to 634 and encodes 197 amino acids.